Molecule: messenger RNA, 1266 nt
Organism: Zingiber officinale
Lineage: Eukaryota; Viridiplantae; Streptophyta; Magnoliopsida; Zingiberales; Zingiberaceae
Product: ethylene-responsive transcription factor RAP2-13-like
Exons: 1
Coding region: 164-1027 (287 amino acids)
Biological process (GO): regulation of DNA-templated transcription
Molecular function (GO): DNA binding; DNA-binding transcription factor activity
Source: RefSeq, a predicted model, not a curated record
UGGUAGGCCACAAAGAUACUCCGAAUAUUCCUCGUCUUCUCCCUCUGAACUCUAUUGAUCUCUCAGGUGGCAUUUCGUUCCUUCCUUUUCUGAAGAAUCAGAGCUUUAUUUUGAUCUUUGUAAUUCCCCCCCCAAAGAUUUGGUUUCGAUCCAUAGAGCAAACAUGGCUACAGCUAUAGAUGUGUACAAUAGCGUGCAGUUCUUCUCAUCAGAUCCUGUAAACGAAGCUCUGAAUCAUGGAGGUUCUGCUUCGUCCUUCUCGGAUUCGUCUUCCCUCGUGCCCUUCUCUUUCUCCUCGUCCUCUGUUCUGCAUCAAAAUCCCAUCUUUGAUUGCUUUCCUGCUUCGUCUCUGAGAUCUGGCACGGUUCCGGUUAGCUUUUUGAGCCCUAGAAGCUCUCCGGCCCAUGGCAAAGCGAGUGCCGCCGCGCGCCUCCUCGGCCCCCGGUCGCAGCCCAUAAAGCGAGCAGCCUCGCCGCCAAAGCCCGCGGCAGCCAAGCUCUACCGAGGUGUCCGGCAGCGACACUGGGGGAAGUGGGUGGCGGAGAUCCGCCUCCCCCGGAACCGCACCCGCCUCUGGCUCGGCACCUUCGACACCGCGGAGGAGGCCGCCACGGCCUACGACCGCGCCGCCUUCAAGCUCCGUGGGGACGCCGCGCGGCUCAACUUCCCGGAGUUCAAGCGAAACGGAGCGCACUUCGUCUCGUCGCUCCACUCCUCGGUCGACGCCAAGCUCCGAGCCGUCUGCGAGAGCUUGGCCGGCGUAGAACAACAGGGCAAAACUAGCCCAAGCCACCCCCUGGCAGCAGCUGCCGCAGCCGUCGAACUCAGCUCGUCCUCGGAGGAAAACAAAUCCAAGAGCUCGCCGUCGCCGGACGGAGACGACAGCUCCUCGAGCACGUCGGCCGCCGCCUCGGAGAUGCAGCUCUUGGACUUCACGGAGGCGCCAUGGGACGAAUCAGAGAGCUUCAAGCUGCGAAAGUAUCCAUCUUGGGAGAUCGACUGGGAUUCCAUCCUCUCUUCCAAUUAGUUCUCUUCCUUCUUCGAUUUCUGGUCCGCAAGUACUUCUUGCGGCUUAAUGCAAAUGGAAUUUUAGUCAUUUGCAUGACCCUUGUUUGAUCUUCGUCUCUACACACUAAGCUUUCAUGGCCUGAUCAGGAUCACAAAUGCAAAAAAAUUCUCCUGAAACAGCUUUGGGCCAGACAUUGUGAUCUCUGCAAUAAGAUUGCUGCAUUUAAUGUAGAGGUUGUGAACCAUCUUUCUAGUUUA